ACGGAUGUUUUUUCUUUGAAAAAAUCGUUUUCAAAGGGGUGAGAUGUACCCUAGUAGCGUUCACCGGAAGCAAACAUAACCCAACUUUGCGUGGCUAUUAUUCCCAAGUCGUUAAGUUAUCUAAAAAUCGGAAAAGAUAGCCGUUAAAUUCAGGUUUUGAAAAAGAUCAUAUGCACUGCAUGCAUUCUAUACGUAACUGCACAAGACAUGCAAGACAAAAUGAAUGCUGAUACUUCAACACAAUGGAUUGCCCCUAUGCUUCGACUUGUGAAGAAUGUUUGCAACUUUACGGGGAAGAGUAGGAAGAGGGGACAGAUGAGAGCUUCAUCGUGGUUUAUCAAUCCAGUUGAUGUCGACUUGGCACCUGGCUAUCUUGAUGUCAUAACAGAGCCAAUGGAUUUUUCUACCAUUCAAAAGAAACUUGAGUCAAACCAGUAUACAUCCAUUGAUGCAGCAAACAAUGAUAUGUUGUUAGUGGAAGGGAACUGUUAUGCAUACAAUGCACAUACAGAUCCUAUUACCACAGACUGCCGUGAAGUUUUUACGUAUUAUCGCAGGGAAUAUCAAAGAUUGUUCAAUCGUUGUCAAAAGGUUGAAACGCCACUGACAAAGAAGAGGAGGUUUCCUGUUGGGGGGUUGCAGAGGGCACGGAAGGAAGCAAGAUCAAAUCUAGCGCACUCCUCAGCAUUUAAGGUUAUAUCCAAUCAGGUCGAUCAAAUGGAUGAAACAAUCUGUGAAAAAGAAAAUACUCUCAGGGAGCUCAAUGCUGAUCUUGCAUUUUUGGAGCGCCUGAAACAGCUAGAUGCUGAAGCCAGUAAAGUGGAAACUAAGACUCAAGGUGUACAAGUUGAGGUUUUGAAAACACCUGGUAGACCUACAUGGACUUCACCUGCAGCUGAACCAGCAACUCCAACUGUCGGUGAUUAUCUCAACCCAGACGAUUUACAUCUCCCGUAUCGUACCAAAAAGUCCAGGCAUCAUCGAACAGUUCAGGCUCUGCAGGAGAUCCACGGCUGUGCUGAGAACAACAGGCCAGUCAAAGAUGGACUGUGGUACAGUCUGACCACAAUGUGUACCCCCGAGGAGUUAGCGAGUCGAUUCAGGAGGAGCAAAAUUUGCAAGAAAUUGGAGGAGAGGAAACCUCGGCCAGAGCUUCCAUCAGAGGACAAGUUGAUUUCUUCGCUAAACGUUAUGUACAAAGAUGGUCUUACAAGCAAACGUAAAUAUUGUAGCAUUCGCUCCUCAACUAAGCCUCGAUUAUUACCUUAUGCCACCCUCAUUGACAAUAUCAAUACUAUCCAUGAUACAAAUUAUACUGUACCCCUUGAAGGAAAACCUGGAUUUCAUAGGAAAUGCGAAUUAUUCAUAAUGGAACUUGCACAAAUUUAUCUUGACAUUGAUCAACAUCUGAUCGAAAGGGGAUCAACCCUAAAUUUGUUUGGGAAGGAGCGGGACAUUUUCUGGUUGCUUUAGGUGCAGAUGGGGCUCCAGCAGGAAAAUUCAAAACCAACACUUCAUUGCAUGUGUCAUUUCUUAAUGCAGAGGAAAGGAUUGCUAGCUGUGAUCACAAUUAUCUACUUUUCGGCGCUGAUGUACCCGAAGAUGACGCGUGUGUUAUUGAAUAUGUGAGAAAAUUGUUUGUUGAAAUGAAAGAAAUUGAGGGAAAAAGUUAUAUUAUAAAUGACACUGUUGUGAGGUUUUCACUAGAACUUGUCCCCUCUGACAAUAAAUGGCUAGCGACUGUAGCUGGAGAAUUGAAUAAUGCAGCCACCUAUCCCUCUACUUUUGCCAAAAUUCAUAAGGAUCACCUUGAUAGGCUCGAUGGUGUUAUCAAUGAGACUGUCCCUCUCUGGUCUUACAGUGAACGGUUGAGGCACGCUAAGAUCAUUGAGGGAACGAAACAGAAAACGAGUGAUCGAAGCAAAGUUCUUAAGGAAAUUGCCUCCUUGGGGUCACGGCAAGAGUUUCCUCCCAUCAUUGGUUCAUAUGUUGACAAGGUGAAGAUUGAUCCAUUACACACCAAGAACAACAUGUGUCAGCAUAUGAACAACCUAAUCAUUAAGGAAGCUAUAUAUCGUUCAGAUUCUGCUGUUUUCAAAACCACAUGUAAAUUAGAUAGUCCAACUUUUACUUCUUCUCCAAUUGGGAAGUACAUGCAGACAGUUCGUGAUGUUGUUAAGGCUGGGAAAUUGUACAUACGUUUGAGAAAAUGGUUUUUAGAAAAUCGAGUGAAAUGUAAUACUUCUUUUGCUUGUGACAUCCGAUUCACUGGUGAGGAUUCUUGGAAGUUCUGUCGGAGAUUUGCACAUUUGAUUAAAUCUAUUGAACCAGUUGGUGGUCAUGCCGCAUGAACCAGAAAGAUGUAUUCAAGUCAUGUCUGUUGCAGUUCAUUUGUACUACUGGGAGAGAUUGCAUUGCUUUGUUCAGUAAAUUCAAGACUUGCCAAUUAGAUAUGGAGAAUUUGAAGAACCUUUGUGAACUGUACUUAGCGGCUUUCGCCUUAUUCCUAACCCGUGUUUCUUUGACAACCUGGCAUGUUGGCUACAUCAUUCCCUUUCACUCCCAACAAAUUUAUGAUACUUUAGGUUUGGGUUUAGUACUUAAUACGAUGCAGGGUCGAGAGGCGAAACAUAGGCAAAUCGCAAACUAUUCUCACUUUGCCACUCCGCAGAACAAAUGGGCAACUGUGUUUCGCCACGAGUAUGUGCACCUGGUCUACCUCAAAAAAUUAGAUCCAGCAUCAGUUGCAAAGGAUAUGCUUCGCAAGAGAGACCAUGUCAAGCAUCAUGUCAAAGUUAUCAAUGCCCAAGAUCACUGUACUUGUGGUGUUCAGUGUGAGUCUGAAAAGUGUUUUUAUUGUAGCCAUAGAGUGUUUCAACGGAUAGCUAAGUCGUGUGCAGCCAAGACCUUUGACGAGGAACUGAAAAAAUUAGGGAUAAUGGGGUCAUGCAAAGCAUGAAAUUGCUUCUUGUCUGGACGAUCACGCUUUGCCUACAUGUUCUCCUUUAGGGGCUGUCCAUUGAUAAGCAAGUUUUAUAUCCAUAGAAUCUCCAUCCAAAUGGUACCUUAUUCAUUGUUACAUGUAUUCUAAUUCUAGCAAGACAUCAGCAUCAGUUUGGUCAGAAGGCCUUGUAAUUGUUCUUGCAUGCAGGGACUGUAGCUAUUUGCAAUCAGCUCUGGAGACUAUAUUAUACUACUGUACAUGUAUUGUGUUAGUAGUUGGUGAUCAAACUGGUGGUACAAGAGAUUACUAAAUAAUACACACAGAUAGGAGCUUAAGAUUAAUAAUACAUCUUUUUUAAUUUGUUUAGUGAUGAAUGAUGAAUCAAAGCUUAAGAAUGUUCAGUGAAUUGGAAGAAGGGGAUUAGACCCCGACUGGAUUUGAAGGGGGGGUUAUUGAUUCGAAUGAAACCCUUGAGUUUAGGUUUUACACCAGAUUAGGGCUCUCAUCGCUGUUAUCCCGACUUGACAUCCAACUCACUGCCACUUAAGAAGUGUCAAAUGAGGUUUUUUACUUGAAAAUAUCUCUGUCCAAAUGAUUGUUU
This is a messenger RNA of Lineus longissimus, 3545 nucleotides long. RefSeq names its product bromodomain-containing protein 4-like. The record is from RefSeq and is a predicted model, not a curated record. Bases 208 to 1473 code for a protein of 421 amino acids. The transcript has 7 exons. Gene Ontology annotation, molecular function: histone H3 acetyltransferase activity; protein binding. Gene Ontology annotation, cellular component: histone acetyltransferase complex. Gene Ontology annotation, biological process: positive regulation of transcription by RNA polymerase II; chromatin remodeling. NCBI's taxonomy places the organism in Eukaryota, Metazoa, Nemertea, Pilidiophora, Heteronemertea, Lineidae.